Messenger RNA from Phytophthora sojae, 1437 nucleotides. RefSeq lists its product as hypothetical. Lineage: Eukaryota; Oomycota; Peronosporomycetes; Peronosporales; Peronosporaceae. The annotation marks the transcript as partial. The record is from RefSeq and is a predicted model, not a curated record. The transcript is spliced from 2 exons.
CGGUCCCGGGGCGCGGACGCUGAAGCCGAUGCCCAGCUCCGUGCCCAAGUGGGCUUCUACGUCCGCCUGCGCGCCGCGCUCUUCGCCAACAGCGGCUCCACGAACGUGGACGCCGUGGACACCGUCGCGCUCGCCGUACUGGCCGACGACGCGUUGCUUCCCCGCGAGUUGCCCGCGACCGUGACCCUGCUGCCUCUGCCCGACGCGUUGCGGGUCGUAGCUGCUCCCGCGCACGACCUGUUCACCGUCCCUGCGGCUUCAGCACGCUCGUCCACCAAGCGUCCGACCACCCGCAGUGCGUCCAAGACCUACACGUUUUCCUUGCCUGACAAGUGUCCCGCCGCCAUCCGCCGCGACAUUAACAAGAUCGUCAAGCAGGCGGACGCGCAGGGAAAGACUCCGCCUCGCAUGUCGUACACGUGGGUUGGCCAGCGUGCGUGGUACGACCCGCAGGAGCACCCCGCGCUUCACGUGGCGCAUUGGCGCUUCUGGAUGCACUGGCGCGAUGCCUUCUUUGCCUGCGCGCUGUACGCGCCCUCUGACGAGUGCACGGCUCACCGCAAGAAGAAGUCGAACGCCGGCCUGGCGCGACUCGUGUUCGUCAGCCUGAACAUCAUCGAGUUCGGCUUCUACGGGUAUCUCGACCUCUUCGAGAACCGUUCCCACGACAACCUGAUGUGGCUCGGAGGCAAGGCCGCCCACCGGUCGACGGCAGCCAAGGCGAACGCGAAGUCCUCCUCGGACGCGACCGUGGCCACGGACCUCGCCACGCUGUACCGCCACGAGCGCGGUCGUUACGACGCCAUCAUCGCGCGCGCACUUGACCCGUUCCGCGUGGAUGAGGACGGUUACCAGUCCAUCUCCGAGCUGCUCGAGCAGACGAAGGCGCUGGACCCGACCAAGCCUCCCCACCUCCGACUCAGCGAGGAGGCCCUCGCGCGCGUCGUCAUCGACGUCACCGGCGGCGACCCGCCCAACCCGUCUUGGGUCGGCAACAAGAGCACCGGGACUUGGAAGCUCCUGCUGGGGAACGACCGUAUCCGAGCCCUCGCCAAGAAGCUCGCGCCCCUCGCGAAGAAGGGCAAGCAACCGUUCCCGCCCCAGAAGGCGUACGACGAAGCCAAGGAGCAGCGCGACGACUACUCCGACUUCGCGGACGACGAGAACAUGUUCACGGAAUUGCCCCCGACGUCGCACUCGGACGAGGAAGACGACGGCGAGCCCGAGGAGCUCAGCGAGAAGCUGCCCGAAGCCGAAGUCGACCAGGACCAAGAAGACGACGAAGAAGACGAGCAGGCCGACCAAGAAGACGAAGAGGAGCACAGCUCGGGCGCCAACGAGCCCACGGACGACGACAAGAAGAGCAGCGCGGGCGACGAGGCCGAUGACUCGGCGGCCAAGAAGAAGCGCGCCGCCUCCUCGGCGACACCCAAGUCC